Molecule: messenger RNA, 8262 nt
Organism: Acanthaster planci (crown-of-thorns starfish)
Lineage: Eukaryota; Metazoa; Echinodermata; Asteroidea; Valvatida; Acanthasteridae
Molecular function (GO): protein binding
Source: RefSeq, a predicted model, not a curated record
CAGGAACGAGGAAGACAAACUUUUUUGAUGCUACCGUCGACACUCACUUGGACAUGAACACAUAAUACAUGUAUGUAUAGUGACAUACAUGUAGCUAUGAGGCAAAAAGGAUCGUGAGCUAUUGCACUCAUCUACAUGUGAUAGCAGUCUCAAUAUGUCCUGAUUGAUUGAAUUUAGCUCUUUAGCUACUGGUAUUCUGGAAGAUCAUCUUUGGCAGGUUUUAAUUAAUAAAUGUACAGUUUUGAAUCUUUGGCAAAAGUUUGCAUUUUCUGUGUUUCUGAGGGUUUUGCAUCAUUAAAAAGAAACCGAAAUUGCAUGUAGCGGGUACCUGGAGUACCUCGGUACAUCAGUUUGUUUUGUUCACUGCAUGUAGUGAGGUUAUACGUGCAGUAGGCAUGGUAGGACUGAUCUGCAAUUGGCUUUUUUGUUCACAUUGAAUUUUGUAAAGAGCAUGUUACAGAUAUGUAGAUUUGCGUACAUGUACAUGUAGGUACUGGCACAUACACUGUACAUGUACAUACAUGUACCAUCGUACACUGUACGUGCACUGUACAUUUACGUACAUGUACAGUGCAGUGUUGUACUGGUACAUUCUUGUACUGUACCAAUGAGAUACCUGUACAAAACAGGUGAAUUCACCCUUUAUAUAAUAUUUUGUACUACAUGUAUGCAUCCUUGGUGUGGUGGACCUGUUCCAUUUAACCCUCAUGUACAUGUACAUGUACCAGUAAGAUUUCAUAUAUUCAUAUUCAUUUCAUAUUUAUGUACAUGUAUUUACAUUAAUUAAGUACGGUAUGUCAAAAGUAAAACUGACCCAGGUCACAUUACCUGUAACUUACAAUGCAGGUCCACUUUUGAAAUUCAGCGACUUUCAUCAUGUUCAUUAGGCAAGCAUAAAAGAUGUACUAAUAUUAGUACAAUAUUAAUGUAGAGCUACACGUAUACAUGAAGAACCUGCAUCAAACUGCAUCAUAUCGGUACGUCCAAUUGUCCAUACCGGUACAUUAAUGUGAACUGCCCCCCAACUCAUGAAUUGUUAAAUUUCCACAGCAUUCCUCCCCUGAAUUAUAAUGCCUCAACCGUAUCCCUCCUUGACAAGCUUCCGUCUGCACUCUGCUGUGCCCUCACGCGAACUGACCAAUGUGCCAGUCUGUCAUUAGUGUCUUUUGUACAUGCACUUUAUUUGGAUUUCUUUACACGUCGACUGUGAACAUUUUGAAGGAGAUGGAUGGUGCAGAGAGUACAUGUAGCAAUGAAAAGGAGACGAAAGGCAUCAGUGACGAAACUAAAAAUGAGGAUGGAAUGAAAGAGGGAAUACUGCAACCUCCAGAAUUAAACACUGGGGGAUACCCAUCCAAGGCCAGCAGACAUCAUGAUGCCUUUACUUCUCACCAGUAUGAACCCAGGACGACACCUGUGGAGAACAAGGUGAUGUCAUACGGCAGGACAACCCCGCUCAAACAAGUAGAGCAUUCCGUGAGUUCCCAACCGUCCUCUCUCUAUGGCCAGCCUGCAUGGUGGGGCCAGGAUGACACAGAGAAAGAGGAGGGGCAAGUGAAGGAGAAGGACGAAGGAGGACGCAAAGCGAGGACUUUAGACUACGCACCCAAUGGCAAAGACGUUGAUGCUAUUUCCAAUCACCCAAAUCAUAAGUAUUUGGAACGUCCCACUAAGCUACCCCUCAAUGAGGCCGAACGGGAAUAUGACAUCCCAGUCCAUGUGUAUACCCGCCCUGUCACCGACCUCAACCCCACCACACCCGCCAAGCGGCCUCCGACCCCAGAGCACACUGAGGUCACCCUGGUGUCGGCCUCGGAGAAGCACGUGGGCUUCACCAUUGAGUUCAACGCCAAGGACGACGCCCCCAAACUGUCCAUGAACGAGAGCCUGAGCGAGUUUGUGCCGGCGGGCGUCAAGAGCAAGAUUGAGGGUAGCAGCAAGAUGGUGGAGGAGAUGAAGGCUGAGAGAAUGAAGAAGAACCUAUCGGAAGACCCAGACAGCUACCAGUCCCCACGAAUGUCACCAUCAGCUGUCCAGAAACUCAACACCAUGUGGGCCACUGCUCCUGGCAAGAAGGGUGCCAGAGCAGGCCAAGGGGACUCCAGGUCUGCUAAUAACUCAGAAGCUGGUAAAGUUGAUGCAGCAAAGCAGUUAAAAAUGCGGCCGAACAUAUCAGCCAGGCAACCCGUGCCCUCCAAAUCUGGCCCAGUCAAGUCACAGACUUCGCACAGCCAUCACAGGAAUGAGGAUCACAAUGACCACAAUGGGGACAAUGUGAGCGAGUCCGGGACCUACACUAUCGAGAGUGAGAGCCAGUCUAAGGAAGUAUUGGAGGCGCGGUCAAAAAUCGACGAGGUGUUUGGGGUGGGCGCGAGCAUGGACGCCAAGCAGGGCAGUGACGAGGACACCGACAAGGAUGUUGGGGAUGAGGAGAUUCAGGAGGAGGUGGUUACCAUGGAAACCGUCGCAACCCAGGAGAUGGAUGUCAGUAGAUAUUUGGACCAGGAGUAUGGCAAGCCUGGUGAUCAGGAAACUGCAAAACCUCCUUUUCAGCCAAAGCCUCCCUCUACUGGAUCAUCUACUGCUCCAGCCUGGGUCCGUCAGUGGGCUGUACUUGCCAGCAAAGACACGGGCCACCGAGAGCAUGGCCUAUCUCCACGCAGCGACACCUCACAGAGUCCCAGAGAUCUCAGUCAAGGCACAGGAGUCCAGGAGGAAGCAUCCAGCAGAUCUCCUAAUCAGGUUGGGCAGGCCCCUACUGCCCCACCAAGGAGGUCAGGCAAACGCCGCUUGCCGGCAACCCCACCGGAGAGGGGUGACCGGCAAUCGCCCCAACCGACCACUCCUGAGGAUUCUACCAGAGCGAACGGCUUACAUGUAAGACAGUCACCAUCCAGUGCCUUCUACAGUCCUCGCAACCGAGACCGUGUUGUUGCUCCCCAACAGGAAGAGCCAGCUACAAAUGAUGCUAAUGUUUCCUGGAGAGAACUGUCAACACACUCAAACCCUGCAGUGUUUGUAAGCAAAGCAGGGGCAGAAGUGGGAUCGCCAUCAACGCUGCAGGCACGUGAAGAUGAGGACUUCCACACAGAGGUUUCAAUGGACACAGAGAUCCUCCUGAAGGAUACAGAAACAUUUGUGAAGAGUCUGGAGAUGCGUAUGCGUGAACGGCAGCGGUCAACUCCCUCACCGGACAUCUCAGAGUCUUACGACCUUUCCCAUCGCUCAUUUGAUGGUGACAUUGAUACAGACUUGGACACAGCCAGCUGCGUAAGUCUAGUUGGCACCUCUGGAGCAAAUCCCCCAAGGGGCAACCAAGCCAGUCUUCCACCUUCAGGAUAUCAGGGUAACAGGAGCGCUCAUGAUCAGAGGGUAGACUCCAAGAGUAAAACUCCUGAUGACAAGAACAAAAAGGGCAGUAUCUGGAACCGUUUAUCACAGCCUUCCAGAUACAAACGCAGUGAGAAAACUGCACCAAGCAAAGACUCCUCUGUCACUUCUGACUGCAUGAGCGACUCCGUGGACUCAACACCAUUCCGACGAAACACCAGUGUAACGGGAUCACUUCCAACCGGCCGCGUCACUGGUCGCAAAACUCCCAGAGAUUCUGAGAGCAAGGAGACGAGUCCCAAAAUCAUACACAAGAUCAAGGCUAACCUCAGCAAGCCACGGCAGACCCGGAGCACGAUGUUGCGCCGGUCCCGCUUUGAUGGCAAAGACUCCCCCGGCCCCGAUCAGGGUGACCUUAGCCCCAGCUCCAGCAUCUCAGACAUGAGCAGCUCCCGAAACUCAUCCAUGUUGCGGCGAUCCAUACCAUCUCAAAAGGAAUCUGUGGCCAGGUGUCAGAGUCCCAAGGACCUGCACUCCAGGACAAAGACUACCAGCGCAAGGAUUGACACCGGCAGGCCGAGGGCCACUAGCCGCAGCAGUGAGCAAACUCCACGGAGUGAGCUCAGCCUUGGUGGGCAGAUCGUUCAGCAGGCACGCUCUCAGUCGAUGCGGGAACGUAAAGCAAAUGCUGGGGAGACCAGCGCCAGAAUCAUGGGUAAGGUUCAGACCUCAUCAACUCGGACCAUCACGUCAACGUCAUCCAGGAAGAACUCCCAGAGCUCCAUGGACUCUUCCAUAAUCAAGAAAACUGCCACUGGGGCUUGGAGAAGAUAUAAGGAGCCAGAAACAUCAGCUGAUGCAGUAGAUGCCUACAUCAAGUCCGUCACUAGUCGCCAGUCCUCGGUGUCUAGUGCUGACGAGAGCAGCAUCAAAUCGGCACCAGCCUACAACUACUACAAGCCCCACAGCAACAGCAGCCCACCCCUGCAGCCCCAGCAGCACCAGCAGCGGACAGCGACCUCCAUGCAGCACCUGGCUGGAGGGGCACACUACCAGCAGCACCGACAGAGGAGGAGCAGCAGGGGGGAGGAAGAUGUCGCCCAAGCCAGCAACUCACUGGCUGAGAGCCUACAGAGGCUGGCCAAAGGGGAGAGCACGCUAGGAGUGGCCGUGGAGCACAUACCAAAAGAUGAGCUUCUCUUCCAUUUUGUGAGAAUGAUGGAUGAGAUAUUGGCAGAGGAUACGGUUGGUGUCGGCGGGAGGGAGACGCAUCCCGGAGAGAGAGAGAACUACAAGCAGCCAUUGCAACGUUCAACGUCGCUGGGCUACAACAACACCGAAGGCAUAUUUGCAAGGUCCCAACCAUCUGCCCAGCCGGGCAGCCCACCAGUGGCACUGAAACACAAACAGUGGACCAAGCCAGAGUCAUUUGACAUGCUGGUGAUGUCUUCAAUAAAUCAUCUGUCCAUAAAGCUGAAGGACUCAACCGACAAAGUGGCAUACAAACUCAAGAAGCUGCAGUCUCCCAAUGCCACAGAUGCUGAGCUGGCAGAAGUCUUGAAGGAUGCAGAUUCACCCCUGCUGAAGACGCACAACAAGGAAAUUGCCAACAUCUUGAAGAAUUUGAGACAAUUAGAGAAAAGACUCUCAGAAAUCCACACAAUGAUCGACCCCCAUGACCAGAUUGAGGUCCCAGAGCAGCUGACCCCCGCUGCCCAGAUACGGCGCAAGUAUAUCAGCGACUACGGCGGUGCCGCCGGGAGCACCAGCACGAGCACGACACGAGGCUCAGGGGUCCAGUCCAAGGCACAGCAGUGGGGUAAAAGUGGGCCGGGGUCGGGGGCAAGCCCGGGGAGUAACGGACCUGGGCCUGGUGACACACCAAGGUCAGCCAGGAGUGAUGAGUCAGAGUAUUAUGUGUAGAAAGACUCAGGCAAGAUUUUUGCAUUGUUUCUCGCUUUAGCUGCAAGAAUCAUUCAGAAGUCUUAGACCCAAAUUCCUCUUAGGUAUUUUUGAUGGAGUACCCCUUCUUGAUCCUUCAAAAUCCUCCACUCCACAAGAAAAUAUAUGAAAUAUAUGAACUAUAAAUGCACCUUUGACUCAAAGCCACUGGACGCCUGCGAAUAGUGAAACAGCAAUACAGGCUAUGAGACGCAGCUUAUUUUGCACACACAGCAUUAAAGUAUGUACUUUAAAUGUCAUGUCUGGGUUGAAGUCAAGAUGUCUGUGGUUCAGACCGCAUGCCAGUGUUGUAGACAUCUGCCUUACAUUAUAGGAUUUGUCUUUGUGGAGAAAAAAAAUCCAGACCUUUACUCAGCUGCAGUCUCCCCAUGCCUUAAACCAUGAAUUAAUUGAGAGCUUGAAACUAAAGAUAGAGAGAACUGGCAGUGACAUUUUUGAUGAUUGGUGUUAUUAAGCCAUGCCGAAAUCCACUUCAAAUGUGAGGGGGAAAAAUACAGUACAAAAUCACACAGUUGCAAAAAACUAUGGGUAAAGACACGGUCCUUCAACCGAAUGGCCGAGUUUUUUCAUUUUUAUCCUCAUGGAAUAACCCUGCCUGUCAUUUCACUUGCUGUUUUCUCCUAUUUUUGGUAAGAUCUUUUGAGACACAAUCAGAGGAAGGGUAAAGGAUAAUCCAGACUAAGGGCAUUUAUCCAAGGUUACUAAACUUGAAAUCAAUUAUUUUGGGCAAACAUACAGAUCAGGUAAUGCUGUCCUUAUUUUUAAAGUGGAAGAUUUGUGUCUGCCCCUUAACCUCACCAGUCCUUAUGGACAGAAGUGUCCGAUUUUUGCAUCAAAUGUUAUUCCAUUGUCAAAGUAAAUAAUGCCCUUUAGCAUGAGGAGUUCUACUGUGGUAUCUUCAUGUAUAGACCUUUUUCAUCCAUGUGACUAAAUGUAAACAAUACCACCACAUCACAAUACUAUGCACUCAUUAACAUCACAACACAUCAUAGGUCCAGCACGAUCGUGACAUCACAGGAAAAAGGUCUAUAGGUCCACCUGAAACAUGCGUAUUCAUGACCAGCUCCAGCUUUGUAUAUUCAAAGCCAACUGCAGCUUGCAUAUUCAUAGGGCCACUUUUUCAACAUGUACAUGUUUCUCUUGGAGACCUUGUGUAGCAGUGACAAGCAUAUUGAGCGUUCAUGUCAGAUAUGGCUUGUGUUGCUUCUAGAUAAAUUAUCCUACAGGAGAAAUGCAAUAUUACCAGGGUUGUAUGGCAGCAAUGCUUGAUAUGCAUCCAAUUUGUGCAGAGUAAUAUAUUAAAUGCAAAUUUAUGCAAAAUAUGCAGUGACGCACCCAAUUUCAUAAAAGAAAAAGUACUGACAUUGACAAUGGGUAGGAGUUUAACAACAUCUUUUCAAAAUGUAGAUAGUGUGCUUGUAUAGAUGCAUAAAAACAGAAGCAUAUUCCUGCUUUGAUGUGACGUUGCCUACUUAUGCCACUCAAAGAGAGUUCUGCAUAGCUGCCGAACAAACUCCUAUAGAUACACUUCUGAACCAAUCCUUAAAAAAUUGUCGACGUGAUCCGAUGAUUCUACCCCUUCCCGCCAAGAACUCGGCGGUGCUGCGAUGGAUUGUUAAAACUUAGUGGGCAUGUAAAGACACUCCUUAUCAUUACAGAUGUAAAGUUUGAACUCAAUCAGAGAUAUGGUUUUGUUGUUAUGAUCAUUUGAGGUUCAAGGCUACAUGCAUGCCAUGCAUUGAGAACCACAGUGUAAAAAGUAGACAUUUUCCUGGCCCGUCUAUACGCGCUGUGCAAGAAUGGUAUGUUAGAUUUUUGCAAUAUUGGUUUCAAAAUGUCUGAAAAGAGUUACCCUGAACUCAUCUAAAGGCUUAACUCCUUGAAAAACAUGCACUCUGACGUGAAACAUCUAUACAUAUGCCCAAAAGGUGUCAUAUUGAUCAGUUUCUACAACUGGCUCUCAACUUUCAAUGAUUUUGACCCGAAUGGAAUACCAUUCUGCUCUUUUGUAAUGCAGUGUAAUGAAAGUGCCAUCACUGCAGCUGGCUUGACUUACUUCAAGCCAAAGGCUGUAGAAGAUGCUGCUGUUUGCCAUGAGCAUGUCCAUUUGUCUUAAUGACAGCUGAUUCAAACAUGUCCUUAGCUCUUUGCCCAAGGACAAAGAUGCGAGUUAGUACGUAAACCACAGCCAAUGAUGACAUUGCGACUUGUUGCCUACGUUAUGAAUUUAGUCAGCCCCUCCCAGCGCAGCAGUCAUUAAGUGUGAUUUGAAGCUGGGACCCCUGGUGUUUGUUGUGAGCUUUCCUUUAGUGACUGGCAGACAGACAUUGGUUGUUACCCAUCCAAAAAACUGAGGUUUUAAAAAUCACCUUUUGUAUCUAAAUCAUUGGUUACCAAGCGACAUCAGCAUUUCUGCUUUACAAUAAUCUGUAAAAAGAAUGUAUAGUUAUAUUUUAUGCAUGCCUGCUGGUGUGAGAAUACAGCUAUUUUAAAGGUGCCUUGUGUGCAAGUUAUCCAUCCAUAUAGAUGUUGUUACAACCGUAAUGCAAUAAUUAUAAACCAAAGUUGUCUUUGCUGGUUGACUUUAGGUAAUGGUUUAUGAUUGAAAGGCGAAAAUGAACUGCUGGCUGUGUCAGCGUUUCUUUGAGGUUGAUGGUACCGGCUGAACAGCCUGAGGUUUUUAAUUUAGGGAAUAUUUGUCCCUUAACUCGACUCCAAAACCUGAUCUUGCUUACAUAUGCGCCUUGCAUGUAGACACCCAAAUUCUCCCAAAUUUUUAUAACAGCGGUUAUCUAUUGAAAUAUUCAUUGGGCUACAUGGAGGAAAGAUCAUGAUUUUAGGGGUUUUUAACUGGUUUAAUUGUAAGUCACAGUUUGUUAGUUCACUGCAAUAACUGGGGUGUUAAAUUUACCCCCUCCCCUGGUGUUAUCAGAGGACUACACCAACACUGUUCAAUGGUGUUAAAAUUUU